CUGUCAAUGUCAGAAGCAAAGUAAAAAAAACAAUUAAAAAUAAACGUAAACUUAAAUCUUAAAAUAAACUUUGUCUUAUGUGAUGUGUUUUUAGCAAUGUUUAUUAUUUAAAGUGAAAUUUACAUUAACAAGGCAAUUCAAAUCUGUUCAGUACAGUAAGUAAUUAGCGUUGCAAUAUGCCGCCUACUGUACAGACAACGAAUGAACCCGAAAGGGAAAAACGACCUCAGCGUACUACUGAAAGAAGGUCAGAUUUGGUGACGCGAGUCAAAUACUGCAACACGCUGCCUGAUAUUCCAUUUGAUUUGAAGUUCAUUACAUACCCAUUUCCUUCGACGCGUUUUAUUCAGUACAAUCCUACCUCUUUGGAGAAAAAUUAUAGGUAUGAAGUACUGACAGAACAUGAUCUAGGCGUACAUAUAGACUUGAUAAACAGAGAUAUAUACCAGGGUGAUGGUAAUGCUUUAUUAGACCCAGCUGAUGAAAAGUUGUUAGAAGAUGAUGUUCUUACUCCCCAAGAUUCGAAAAGAUCUCGUCACCAUGCCAAGAAUGUUUCAUGGUUGCGCCGUUCUGAGUAUAUCUCCACAGAACAGACUAGAUUCCAGCCUCAAACUAUGGAAAAAGUUGAAGCAAAAGUUGGUUACAAUGUCAAAAAGAUAUUCAGUGAGGAGACACUAUAUAUGGACCGUGAGAGUCAGAUCAAAGCUAUUGAGAAGACCUUUGAGGACAAUAUGAAACCUAUAGAAAAGCACUACAGUAAGCCAGGAGUUACCCCGGUUGAGGUCAUGCCGGUGUUCCCUGACUUUGACAUGUGGAAGUAUCCAUGUGCCCAGGUUAUAUUCGAUUCAGAUCCAGCACCGGCAGAUAAAAAUAUUGCCGGACAGAUUGAAGCUAUGUCUCAAGCUAUGAUUAGAGGUGUGAUGGACGAAAGUGGUGAACAGUUUGUUGCCUAUUGUCUGCCUACCGAGGAGACAAUUCAGAAACGUCGCCGCGACAUCACAGAGAACAUCCCGUACAUGGAUGAAGACACCUAUGAGUACAAAAUGGCUAGAGAGUAUAACUGGAAUGUUAAAAGUAAAGCAUCAAAAGGUUAUGAAGAGAGUUACUUCUUGGUGGUUCGCAAUCAUUGUGUAUACUACAACGAGUUGGAGACACGUGUGCGGCUGUCCAAGCGUCGUGCUAGGGCCGGCGCCGCUGCACAGGCGCUUACCAGACUUGUGGUGACACAUCGCCCGCUAAGUGGUGUUGAGCAUCGUAUGCUCAGGUUUAGGGAGAAGCAGCUUGAGCCACCGCAGGAGGAAGAUGAAGAAGAAGAGGAAGAAGAUGAUGAUGAUGAUGAAGAUAAACAAGAAGAAAAUACAGAAAAAGAAAGAUCUCAAUCCCGUUCCAAAUCAAGGUCAAAGUCACCACAAGGAUCAGUGAAGUCGAAGGGGUCGAACAGAUCGAGAUCUGGCUCUAGGGAGAAAUCUCGCUCGAAGUCCAGAAGUCGGUCACGGUCAGCUUCAGGAUCGAGAAAAUCGAGAUCGCGAUCUGGUUCCGCUCAUUCUGGCUCUGCUAGGUCUAGAUCGGGGUCAGCUCGGUCACGAUCUCGGUCAGGAUCGCGGUCACGGUCAGGCUCACGGUCAAAAACCUCCUCCCGUGCAUCUUCUCGUGCCAGUUCCAGGAGUGGCAAAGGUUCUCGCGCAAGUUCAGCCAGCAGACGUGCCUCUAGAGCUAGCAGCAAGGCUAGUAAUAAGGGCUCAAAGGCAAGUUCUAGGGCGAGCUCCCGUGCAUCGUCUCGCGCCAGUCGGGCCACGAAGCGGUCUUCCCGUGCAUCCUCUCGAGCCUCUCGGUCCUCGUCCAAAGGGUCAGGCUCGAAAGCAUCAUCUAGAGCAAGUUCUAGAAGAAAUACUGCCUCUGGCAGUGGAUCUGAAAGGUCUAGAAGUCGAUCAGCAAGCGGUUCUAGACAGGGUUCCCGUAGUGGCUCUGCGUCCAGUGCAAGAUCAAGACGCAGCGGUUCUGACUAGAUUAAGAGAUUUUUAUUAUAUUAUAAUGAAGAAAGUAAAUGAAUUGACCACGUUUACUUUUAUUUUAUCCUCUA
This is a messenger RNA of Achroia grisella, 2080 nucleotides long. RefSeq names its product RNA polymerase II-associated factor 1 homolog (gene atms). Gene Ontology annotation, molecular function: chromatin binding; RNA polymerase II complex binding. Lineage: Eukaryota; Metazoa; Arthropoda; Insecta; Lepidoptera; Pyralidae. Gene Ontology annotation, biological process: transcription elongation by RNA polymerase II. Gene Ontology annotation, cellular component: Cdc73/Paf1 complex. The transcript has 10 exons. The record is from RefSeq and is a predicted model, not a curated record. Bases 177 to 2006 code for a protein of 609 amino acids.